This is a messenger RNA of Aspergillus ochraceoroseus IBT 24754, 2253 nucleotides long. RefSeq lists its product as uncharacterized. Lineage: Eukaryota; Fungi; Ascomycota; Eurotiomycetes; Eurotiales; Aspergillaceae. The transcript has 2 exons. The record is from RefSeq and is a predicted model, not a curated record. The coding region runs from base 109 to 2061 and encodes 650 amino acids.
UCUUCUCUCUCCACCCCCCCCAGUUUGUUCCGCUUGCUGUUUAUCCCCAAAGCAAGCCCCCCUUGAACGACCAACCACUAUUUACAACAAUCCCAUUGUUCAACAACAAUGCCGCCCAAAACACACUCGCCCAAGCGGCCCUCGAAAGGCGUCGCGAAGGACGCUCACUACCACAAUUCCAGUCCCCCCUCCAAUUCCGGUCAUAAAUUUGACUCCAAAAGAUCCAGCAAGUCAAUCUCCAUUGGUCCAAUCAGUUCAGACCGGAAACGAAGGGCGUCGUCGUCAUCCGUCUCAAGUCUCUCCUCAGUGACCUCCAUGGAGGCGCUGAGUGACGAAGCGGAUGACUCCGAUGCAGAUGAUGAGGACGACCAGCCAGCUGUUCGCACCCCGUCUUAUGGACAUCGGCCGCAUAAGUCGGGUAUGAAGUCUACUAAGCGUGUCAAGACGACAAGAGUAUCGGACGAUGAUGACGACACCGACGACGAGCAAGACGACAGCGAUGGACCAGAUCUCGAGGACAGCUCGGAUGAUGUAUAUGCUGCUGUGGAUUAUAUUAGUGAUGGUGACGACGAGGAACAAGACGUCGAGAAACUGGAGGAGCUCUUGAUUCUGGAAUCCGAGGAUGAGCAUGGCUUCCAAAGUACCGCAAAUUCCUCAGCGGUCGGUGAAGCUCAUGAUUGGGCUGGUCCCAAUGUCUUUGAUGAACAUUUGCUUCUGUCUGCCGACCCGUUUUUCGAUGAGGCUCAGCUGUACAGUGCCAUGGAAGCUUUUGGUGAAACCGAUCUGGCUAGUGAAACCGCAGUGGAGACCCCUGUACCCCGCCGGGUGCACUUUGAAGAAGAGUCCGACUCCUCUUCUGACAGUGAUUCCUACACGGAGGAUGAGAUUCCAAGCGAUUUCCUUCAGCAAGAUAGCCUUGAUCCUCAGCUUCGUCGCAUGAUCGAAAAUGACAAUGAGGUGAUACGCCGUCCUUCUCGCCGACAAUCUGAUGAGAUUUAUGCCGACUCUGACUAUGGACAUUCUAACAUCUACCACGUCGAGUCUGAUGCCGUCUCCGAAGGAGAGUCCAGUGGUUAUGAGACCGAUGAUGGUGAGACUACAGAUGAAGACCUCCCCCCUCCUGCCACAAUCACCCACCCCCGGUCCAUUCUUCGCCGUGACUCUUCAGCCUCCCUAGUACCUGGAGGUGAUGACAAGAGCGAGACACCGAUCCGUCGACGAGGCCCCAUUAUGGGCACCUUCGUUGCGGAUCCGCAUAAGCCGGUUGCAUUGGUUGACUGCACUGGCAAACAUCUUGUAAUCAUUCCCGCUUAUGCGUCAUCGCGCCAUGACUGGCUUGAAUCUGCUGCUACCAGUAUUUGCGGGACUGCCAACAAUAGCCCACGAGCCACCACGAUGCAUCUCAUCGAAGAAAGUGACACGGAUGCCCUUGCGUCUCCCAACCAUACGGACAUGAGCCCCAUGCUCGCCUCAAGUGCCAACCUAAUGAUGACGGCACUUGGAAAUGACAUUGCUCCUGGUGGCCAGGUCAUGGGUCCCCCUGAGGCCUUCUACCCGUCUCGCGAUUUUGCUAUUGACAGCUCCUUUGAAGAAGACGACGAUGAGGAUGACCCUGAGGCUUCACUGAAUGUGGACGACUUUAUUGACUUUGGAGAUGGUUCAUCGGACGACGAGCUCGAUAAACUGUUUGAUGACGAUGCACUUACAUCUCCAAUGGCAGUUUCGGCUGUACCUGCCAUGACAGGCACCCCGACUCCGAAUCGAGGCAUGGAGUCGCAGCAAACCAACAGUGCCGAGCGGUUCCUCAAUCAUCUGGACUGUGGAAUUGUGACUGCUUUCCGUCGCAAUCACAAUCGAUACCAAGCUUUGCUGCGGCUGCCACAGCAUCGGGAAUUCAUGCCAGCCAACUCCCCCUCACGGCCUGCUAGUGUAUUUCGACAUGCCCGACAUACAGAUCAACGCACACCUACCCGAAAACGUAAAGCGAGCGGCUAUGCCGGAGGGGAAGCAGUACGGCGAAAGCUUAUGAAUGCCCAGCGUCGCAGUCAGGUCCCAUUUUAAUGGUUUUAAUGGCCUGCCCAUAUGCACAAGGGAGAGGGGCCUUAUUCUCUCCAUUUCUUUAGUUCGCAGAGAUGGAGAUCUAGUAAUUACUUUAUUAUUUCUUUUCUCAUAUCAUGUUUGGGUGUGAAUCACUCCGAACGAUCCUUCCCUGAAAUGGGAAAAUGAUCGGGAAUCAACCCCCCCCCCCCCCCC